Oreochromis niloticus (Nile tilapia) is the source of this 2732-nucleotide messenger RNA. It is a transcript of the gene cog5, whose product is annotated as component of oligomeric golgi complex 5. The record is from RefSeq and is a predicted model, not a curated record. NCBI's taxonomy places the organism in Eukaryota, Metazoa, Chordata, Actinopteri, Cichliformes, Cichlidae. Gene Ontology annotation, cellular component: COG complex. Gene Ontology annotation, biological process: intra-Golgi vesicle-mediated transport.
GCACCCUUUGCGGGGAGUUCUUUGAUGUUUGUGUGGCCCUUUAAGAUUCAUGUAGCUUCCGGACUCCGUCACACCCACGUCACACACGGAACUGUCAAGAUGGAGGACGGUAGAGAAGCUUCCACGAAUUCACUUUUGAAGGAUGAGUGCUAUGCUGAUUUCCUAGAAAAGGACUUUGAUGUGAAGACAUACACCGCUCAGGCCAUUCACCAUGCUGUAAUCGCUGAACAGCUGGCCAAGCUGGCACAAGGCAUCAGUCAGCUGGACAAGGAGCUACACACCCAGGUUGUGGCCAGACAUGAAGACUUACUUGCUCAGGCUACUGGGAUAGAGUCUCUGGAAGGCGUCCUUCAGAUGAUGCAGACAAGGAUUAGUGCUCUACAGGCAGCUGUUGACAGGAUAAGGACAAAGAUUGUUGAGCCAUACAACAAGAUUGUGGCCAGGAUCACUCAGCUCGCCAGGCUGCAGGGUGCCUGUGACCUUCUGCGGAGGAUCAUUCGCAUCUUGUACCUGAGCAAGAGGCUUCAGGGACAGCUGCAAGGAGGCAGCAGGGAGAUCACCAAGGCGGCUCAGAGCCUUAACGAGCUUGACUAUCUAUCACAGGGUGUGGAUCUGAGUGGCAUCGAGGUGAUCGAGAACGACUUGCUGUUGAUCAGCAGAGCCAGGCUCGAGGUGGAGAACCAGGCCAAGCGGUUGCUGGAGCAAGGAAUGGAAAUCCAGAAUCCAACCCAGGUUGGCACAGCCCUUCAGGUUUUCUAUAAUCUGGGUAAUCUCCGAGAGACCAUCAGCCAUGUGGUUGGGGGUUACCACACCACCAUACAGGACAACAUCACUAGUGCACUUGACAUCAAAGGCCUGACACAGCCAGCUCACCCCAGAGGCGCUCCUGGCAGAGCAGUGCUACCAACACCAGGCAACACAGCAGCUUUCCGUGCUGGUCUGUGGACCAACCUGGAGAAACUAAUGGACCAGAUAUGUGCUGCAUCCAGACAAGUGCAGCACCUGCAGAAGGUUCUGAUGAAGAAGAGAGACCCCGUCACUCACGUGUGCUUCAUUGAUGAGAUCAUCAAGGAUGGUCAGCCUGAUAUCCUCUACACCUUCUGGAACAAUAUAACUACGACGCUCAGUGAAGAGUUUCAUAAAGCGACUGAAGCCUCGUCGUUCUUGAAGCAGGCAUUUGAAGGGGAGUAUCCCAAACUCCUGCGACUCUACAAUGAGUUAUGGCGCCGACUGCAGCAGUACAGCACCAGUCUGCAAGGAGCGUUAACCAGCAGUGGUGGGAUGGACGCGUCUCUGGAUAUCUCCACAGUAGAGACAGACAACCAGGACCUGUUUACACACGGGAAACAAGACUACAACCCAGAGAAGGCUCUGAAGGACUCUCUGCAGCCGUACGAGGCAGCCUACCUGUCCAGGUCUCUCUCUCGCCUCUUUGAUCCCAUCAACUUGGUAUUUCCCAUGGGGGGACGCAACCUGCCUUCCAACGAUGAGCUAGACAGCAUCAUCAAGACCAUCAACAGUGAGCUGAAUGUCGCCUCGGUGGAUCCGAGCCUCUCUCUGGCUGUGGCCAAGAACGCUGCCAAGACGGUCCAGCUCUUCUGUGUCAAGUCUGAACAGCUGUUGUGCACUCAGGGUGAUGCCAGCCAAGUGAUUGGUCCAUUAACAGAGGGCCAGCGGAGGAAUGUUGCUGUAGUAAACACUCUAUACCGCCUGCAGCAAGCUGUCACCAAGAUUAUUUCAGGUUUGGGAUCAUGUCCACAAGCUGCUGCAGAGUCCCUCGCUGCUUCUUUGGAGGGAGUUCAGGCAUUGAUGAGAAGUGCGGUGCAUCCUCUCCUGCAGUCAGUCACCGACUCCAUAGAGGCCAUCAUUAUCACCUUACACCAAGAAGACUUCUCAGGGCCUCUGUCCAGCCCCGACAGACCCGAUAUUCCUUGCUCCCUGUACAUGAAGGAGCUGCAGGGUUUUAUCUCCCGAGUCAUGGCAGACUAUUUCAGGCACUUCCAGUGUGUGGACUUCAUAUUCGAGAGCACAGAGUCGAUCGCCCAGAGAGCCAUCGAGCUGUUCAUCCGCCACGCCAGCCUGCUGCGUCCGCUGGGAGGGGGCAAGAUGAGACUGGCUGCUGACUUUGCACAGAUGGAGAUGGCUGUGGCUCCUCUGUGCAGACGAGUGUCUGAUUUAGGAAAACCCUACAGGAUGCUGCGCUGCUUCAGGCCGCUGCUGUUCCAGACCAGUGAGCUGAUAGCCAGCAGUCCAGCUGUCGGUGAGCUGAUCCCCUACAGCACCUUACUACACUUCCUUUUCACCAGAGCCCCACCUGAGCUGAAGUCACCUCACCAGAGAGCAGAGUGGUCCAUCGCCAGGUACUCACAGUGGCUGGAUGAUCAUCCCUCUGAGAGAGACAGGCUCAGCCUCAUCAGGGGCGCUCUGGAGGCCUACGUGCAGUCAGUCAGGGCUCGGCAGGGGAAGGAGUUCGCCCCCAUCUAUCCCAUCAUGCUCCAGCUGUUACAGAGGGCUACCAGCACCUGACAGAACAUCACAGCAGCUGCUCGGUGUUUGGGUCCACAAAUAAUCUGCUCAUUUUUUAACAAGUCUGAUCCAGGGGUCGAGAGAGUAUUUACAGUACAAGUAAUCUCAGCAGUAACAGCAGAGAGCCUCGUGCAGACUUUGUCAUAUAAAAGUAAUAAUUUGUGACACAUCAAAAACUCAUCUGAAUAAAGGCAAUAUUUCCAAAA